Molecule: messenger RNA, 2282 nt
Organism: Peromyscus californicus insignis
Lineage: Eukaryota; Metazoa; Chordata; Mammalia; Rodentia; Cricetidae
Gene: Nrl
Product: neural retina leucine zipper
Exons: 5
Coding region: 506-1219 (237 amino acids)
Biological process (GO): regulation of transcription by RNA polymerase II
Cellular component (GO): nucleus
Molecular function (GO): DNA-binding transcription factor activity, RNA polymerase II-specific; RNA polymerase II cis-regulatory region sequence-specific DNA binding
Source: RefSeq, a predicted model, not a curated record
GAGUCAAAACAGAGAGGCAACCAUCCGGUGACUAUCAUGGGAGACAGGUUUUGGGGAGGGAGAACAGGAAGCUUGGGCUCUGGAAGGCACUAAUAAAACAUAUCUGGUUGCAGGCACCAGGUUACAUACGGUUGGUACGUGGAAUGAGCUCGGACUACCUGCAUCUGUGGCCUUUAUGAGUCCCCAGGUCCCUGAGGCUCCACUGGGCUUCAUGCCAGGUUCCAUUCUCGGGAGGCAGCGAAUGAUGUUUACCUUCUACCUUCUUUCGGGAGCUUUGAGCUUGGGCUCCCAAAGGCUCAACAAGCCCUUUGGCCUCAGGGCCUUAUGGCUCCUCACAGCAUUGAGGGAUUGCCUGGGAGCCCCAGUCUGAAAGAAUUACACCUGGGACACCAGACCCUGCUCUAUGGAGUCUCUAGUCUCUGGGAAAACCGUGCCUUUCGGGUUCUGACGCUGACUACGUCAUCUCCGCCAUUCCUAACGAACAGCUCUCUCAGCUCAGUCCAGAAUGGCUCUUCCCCCGAGUCCCCUGGCUAUGGAAUACGUUAAUGACUUUGAUUUGAUGAAGUUUGAAAUAAAACGGGAACCCUCCGAGGGCCGACCUGGACUCCCCACAGCCUCACUGGGCUCCACACCUUACAGCUCAGUGCCCCCCUCACCCACCUUCAGUGAGCCAGGCAUGGUGGGCAGCAGCGAGGGCCCCAGGCCAGGCCUGGAGGAGCUGUAUUGGUUGGCCACCCUGCAGCAGCAGCUAGGGGCUGAUGAGGUGCUGGGGCUAAGUCCUGACGAGGCUGUGGAGCUGCUACAGAAUCAGGGCCCAGGCCCUGUAGAAGGGCCCCGUGGCUACUAUUCAGGGAGCCCAGGAGAAACAGGAGUCCAGCAUGCCCAGCUGCCGGAGAGAUUUUCGGACGCGGCGCUGGUCUCGAUGUCUGUGCGCGAGCUGAACCGGCAACUGCGGGGCUGCGGGCGCGACGAGGCUCUGCGGCUGAAGCAGAGGCGCCGCACGCUCAAGAACCGCGGCUACGCGCAGGCCUGUCGCUCCAAGCGGCUGCAGCAGCGGCGCGGGCUGGAGGCCGAGCGCGCCCGCUUGGCCGCCCAGCUGGACGCACUGCGGGCCGAAGUGGCCCGCCUGGCUCGCGAGCGCGACCUCUACAAGGCCCGCUGUGACCGGCUGACCUCCAGCGGCCCCGGGUCCGACGACCACGCACACCUCUUCCUCUGAGCCUCUAGGGCAGGGGGUGUGGCGGUUUGGAGGUGUCUGGGUAGGUGGCACUCUAGACAGGAGAGUAUGCCACUCACCAAAUCGCUACCUGUGGUCCUGAGUGUCUAUACAAAUAUCCCCAAACUUCUGACCCUCGUGGCAUGCCUGAGGUUAGAUGCUUGUCCUUUGCUGGAGAUGAGUCCCCGUCCCUUUUGCAGGCCAUGACUCCUCGUGAUUAGGGCACUGAAUUCUGCAGGGGCUAGGGCCUGUACCGAGGGUGGAGGUAUGGAGGAUGGGUGGGUGGCAUGCUCAAUAGGAGGAGAGGGAGGGGUGCAGCGCCGCCCUUCAGUCUAGUUCUUAAUUCAAGGUUUUCAACGUGUAGUGCAUUGAUGCUGCAAUUAACAGUGAAGCUGCAUUUUCACUGAAAUUUGGGACUCCCCAUUUUAGGACUACUGAAUUUUCAAGAUUUCAGUUCCUCCAAAGAGAGUAGUAGGUUAACUCAAGAUGCUUUUCCCUGCUCAACCCAGUGGCCUUUAGAGUCCAAAGCAGCAGAACAAACACUCUGGAUGGGAGCCUGGAGACCUGGGCACUAGUCUCAAAUGGUGUCACAGGCCAUGUGUCUGUCAUCUUAAUCAAAGCAAUUGCCAUUGGAUUCCAAUGACUUCAUCUAAUUUUUAUUUGGAUUGGAUGGCUUCUGACAUUGUUUUCGUUUUGGCAUCCACUACAGUGAGAAAGUCUAAACGGUCUAGACACCCAAGAGGCCCCAAGAUGACUGACUGUACCCAAAGGACAUCCUGUUCUGCCCCAGCCUCCAGGCUGUAGCCUAGGCGGUAGACACCACAGCAUGGCAUCUCCAGGAGCGCUCACUUGCGCUGGCCCUCUGUGGCUCCCUCUAGGCUGCCUUGGCCUUCAAACGGCAGAGGGUGCCCCUGCUGCUACCUCUUGCCACUCAGAGCUGAAGUGAGACCUCACAGGGUAACCAGAAGCUGAGAGAGUGUGUGAAUUAAACCUGACGUCCAGGAAAAAUUCAGAUUAUUGGUUAAACGUUCUUGCAAUUUAAAAUAGAGUUAAUACUCUACCACUG